This is a messenger RNA of Rodentolepis nana, 1857 nucleotides long. Lineage: Eukaryota; Metazoa; Platyhelminthes; Cestoda; Cyclophyllidea; Hymenolepididae. The record is from the annotation of a GenBank genome assembly.
AUGGCCGAGAUUACGUUUAUGUCGGUUGACCCGGACAACGAGAUCUCAGAUCAAGACGAAGCUGAAAAUUAUGAUGAUAACAAGAAGACUUCAGACGUUUGUGUGCCGCAUAUGAAAGAGAUUGAACAACACCUAAACAGCUAUAAAGGAAAAAUAGAUCCUGGAGCAGAGGUACUUGAAAUUUGUGGCGAUACCGUUAAUCCUAACAAAAAAGUUAACGCUGAGGAUUUUCAAAUAUUAAAAGUUAUCGGGAAGGGUGGAUAUGGCACCGUAUAUCUCGUCCAAAAAACCACGAAGAGUCCGGACAAGGACAAGUUUUAUGCGAUGAAAGUUCUUAAGAAAGCUAAAUUAAUUCGUAACGAAAAGAAUACUGUCCACACAGUUUCUGAACGGAAUAUUUUACAAAUGCUUAAGCAUCCUUUUUUGGUGCGACUCCAUUAUGCUUUCCAAAAUCGAUCGAAUUUAUAUAUAGUUCUUGAGUAUUGCCCUGGUGGUGAACUAUUCAGAUAUUUGGAACGAGAAUGCUUUCUCAUGGAGGAUGCAGCCUGCUUCUAUAUAUCCGAAAUUGCCCUAGCAAUCGGUCAUUUGCACUCUCUUGGCAUAAUUUACCGUGAUCUUAAACCCGAAAAUAUUCUCUUGGACAAAGACGGUCAUGUCAAACUGACGGACUUCGGUCUAUCUAAAGAGGGCGUGGGCACAACUAAUACUUUCUGUGGAACUAUUGAGUAUAUGGCCCCAGAAAUUAUUCGAUGUGGAGGACACGGACGAGCUGUAGACUGGUGGAGCUUGGGGACUUUACUUUUUGACAUGCUCUCUGGCGGGCCUCCAUUUAGCCAAGAAGCUGACAAGAAAGCGACUGCUGAGAAAAUUAUUAAGAGUCAAGUUCGGUUCCCUCCAUCCUUCUCAACUGAAGCUGUUCAGCUUAUACGUGGCCUGCUUAAAAAGGAUCCUAAGGAGCGACUUGGAACUAAGAAUGACGUAGAGGAAAUCAAGGAACAAGCAUUCUUUGCUCGACAUGGUAUUAACUGGGAUGACGUGUACAAUCGCAGAAUGGAGCCACCAUAUACACCGGAACUUUCUUCUGAAUCCGAUGUCUCCAUGUUCGACCCCAGCUUUACUAAAAUGAAACCAAUUGUCAGUCCUGGAAAUUCUGAUGAUCCCAUACCUGCUGAUCUAUUUCAAGCGGGGCACAGCAGGUCUCUCACCUCGCGUGGGAGUUUCAAUUCGCAGGCUGAGGUUGAAGCACCACCAAUGAUGGGUAACGGUGGUGUAGAUCUGAGCGAUUUCGCCAGCCCUCCUCGUCCCGCACAGCUCGCAACGACCAUGGUAAGUGGUCUUGAAAUGCUCACGGAAGUGGACGAUGAGGACAAUAUCCCGGGUGCAAAAGUGAUUGGUCAUAAUGGCAACGGUCAUGGUUGCAGUGCUACUACUUCUAAGAAACCUCACCACAGUACAAAGACACCAAACAUCACACCAACAUCACAGGCCCCGAAAAAAUCGAUCGGUGCUUCAAAGGCUUCUACUUCCAAUGUUUCAACUGUUCCGAAAAUUCCAACGCCAAAGAAUGAGGUACGCAGACUUGCCGAUACCAAACCCUGCUCUUAUCCGAAUCUACUGAUAACUCGCAGUGGUGAUACACCAGCUACCAGCGCUGUAGGCUCGAAUGGCCAUUCUUCCAAUGUUGCAACACCCACUACUCCAGCUAACUCUACUGUUGCACCUGAUGCCAUUAGCGUGAACAGCGCGAACUCUACUGGGUCGGGGUCGAAGACACCACUUCACUUUCUCCACCAUAACAUGCAUCGCCAGGGAUCUUCUGAACUUCAUAGCAAAGAUGGAAAGUGUUCUGUUAUGUGA